AUGCACCCGCGGAACAAGCACCGCGAGUAUCUGGACUACCGGGAUCUGGCGGCUCGGCAGGUGGGCUUGAGGCGCUUCGUCUUCGAAAAUGCCUGGGGCGGGGCUUCGAUCGACUACUCGAACCGCGAGGCCCUUGAAGAGUUGACCAGGAGCCUGCUUGCAGAGUUCUACAGCAUUCAGAGCUGGACGCUGCCGAGGGGAUACCUUUGCCCCCCUGUGCCCCAGCGUGCCGAUUACAUCCACACGGUCGCAGACUUGCUGAACGCUUCCCUGGCCGCGGGCACGGGGGAUGACGGAGACGCCAGGCAAGCUACUGAGGCGACUGGACCAGGCAUCCUGGGUCUGGAUAUUGGCACCGGGGCGAGCUGUAUCUACUCCCUGCUGGGGCUGCGAGAGUAUGGUUGGAGCUUCAUUGCCAGCGACGUGGAUGAGGCCGCGCUGAAGAACGCCGAAGCCGUGCUGGCAGCAAAUGGCCUCUCCCGACAGGUUUGCCUCCGAAGACAGGAGGACCCCAGGCGCAUCUUGCGGGGAGUACUUCGCCGAGGGGAGUCGAUCGCCUUCACCAUCUGCAACCCGCCUUUUCACGAGACGCUGGACCACGCGCACAAAGCUGCAACGACCAAGUGGAGGCGACUCAGCAAAGGCAGGCAGGUGUCGGACGCGAAGAAUUACCAGGGUCAGGAAGUGGAACUGUGCUGCGAGGGUGGCGAGGUGGGCUUUGUCUUGCGUUUGGUGGAAGAGAGCGCGCGGCCGCGAUUCCAGCUGGCAUGCCUUUGGUACUCCAGUCUACUUUCCAGGCAGUCGUCCAUGAAGCCGAUACACCAGCGACUGGGCGAGCUCGGCGCCAAGCGGCGCCGGUUUGAGAUCUGCCAGGGAAGGAACGUAAAGUGGGUCAUCGCCUGGAGCUUCUACUCAAAGCACGAGCGAGCGGCAAAGCUACUGGAGAUGCUGGAAGCCGGUGGCAAAGCGGGCGCAACGGGCACCAAGCGAACGCGUGAAGCCGCCUCUGAAGCUGCAGACACGCUUGUCAGCGAGACUGCGUGCGCAAAGCGUUCGAGUGUUCAAGGACGAAAACUGGAUGAGCUGCAUGUGGGCUUGGGUGAACUCUCCCAUGCGGGAGUAGUCAGACAGAACAGCACCAAACCUUCGGUUCCUUCCGUGAAUCGAUAA
Molecule: messenger RNA, 1170 nt
Organism: Symbiodinium natans
Lineage: Eukaryota; Dinophyceae; Suessiales; Symbiodiniaceae
Source: the annotation of a GenBank genome assembly